Messenger RNA from Triticum urartu, 762 nucleotides. NCBI's taxonomy places the organism in Eukaryota, Viridiplantae, Streptophyta, Magnoliopsida, Poales, Poaceae. The record is from RefSeq and is a predicted model, not a curated record.
CGAGAGGAACGGAAAAAAAUCACGAGACUUACGCAGCCUCCUCGACCCGCCGCCGCCGGCUCAUCGACGCCGGCGUCCCUCCUCCGGCAAACUAGCCGUUAGAAGCAUGGAGCCCGAAGAGAACCCCAACCGUCCGCCAUCACGACUGGACUGCAUAAAGUACUUCAAUGCACUAUGGUCCUGCUACUCACCAUUCCACCAGAUGCAGAACUAUUACCGCUACGGGGUUUUUGACAACUGCUCCAGCAAGUGGCGCGAUCUCGUCGACUGUCUCACGCUCAAGACGAAGUCGAAGGCAGAGGUAGAGGAGAUGCUCAUGGCGCGGGAGAAGGCCAGGCCGCACUUCUGGACCUACCGGACUGUCGACGAGGCAUCAGCGAACUGGUGGAAGAUGUACAAGCACAGGGUGAUGAUGUCGUCGCCGCCAAAGACUGCAGGUUCUCCUGCGCCUCCUCCCAAAUCUGCUGCACCGAAGAAGCGUUGAUUGUGCUUUUGGUGCGCUGUGCUUAUUACCACCGGUCUUUGUUCAAACUUGAGUUACCCUGACAGGGUAAAUAAUUGGAACCUUGGAUGGAAGGAUACCCUAAUCAUGUUCUGUAAAGCAUGGCAGGCAACUGAACGGUGGUUCUUAUGCUAUUUUUUGCACCAGCUAUGAUGUUAGCUUUGUGCCUAGUUGCUUAUUAUCAGGCAUAAAUGUUUUGGUUUGUGCUGUGGUGUGUUCUCAUUAAUUUUUAAAUGCAGACUAGUUAAUUUCAGUUCAAA